CGCUCAGUUUGUAUGGGAGCUGUCAACAUGCUCCCGGGCUGGGCGCACCGCUGGCAUCCCCGAAGACCCAAACAACAACCGAGGCCCUGGCCAAACCAAGGAGGAAGAAUGGUUCGUCCUCCAGGGCACGGUCAUCAAGGAGGAUCCAGCGCGGAUGGCUGCCAAAGGAGGAUGAGAAGCAGAGGACCGAUUGCUGCACCGGCACCAGUGGCGCUCUAUCCGGAUCGCACUUCCGCAAAUGGUUCUGCCGUGGUGCGAAUUCGCACAAACGGUCAAGCGAGUGAACUUUCUCCCUUCGGCAACAGUCGCUUCCCCAGCAGCAGAACAAACGUCCAGUACGGCGUUCAAGUGCCUAGUCGACACAGUGGCCCAAAACCAUUCCAGCUACUAUCUGCUGACCCAGCUGCUCAACAAGAACCAGCAGAGCGAGAUCUUGCGCCGCAUGAAGAACGCCGAGGCCGACACAAACCAACUAAAACAGCAGCUGGCAAGUCAACAGCCGCGCAUUCCGAUCCCGCAAGAGCUGCAGUUCCCCAUUUAGAAAACACACAGAACGUGCUGCUGCUAGACCAGCGCGGGAUGCUGUACGAGUAGGCCGUCGAACUGACCGCUGCCAAUUUAUCCAGUCCUUUCGUCGGGGCAGUUCCAACCUCCGGAGCAAACAAAUUUACCGCGCCGUCGGCUGCUAACCCAAUGUUCCCCGGCGGAUCAACCGCAGCCGAGCUGUCCAACUCGCUGCAGCAGAGGAUGCAUCUCUAGCAACCCCUGGGACGUCAUGCCGCCGGAGCCGGCCGUGGUCCGUCACCUGGAACCUCAACUGACCAGCUUAGAGUGCUGCGCAUUUGUUCCUUCAUUUUCCGAGAGAGAAUUAACUUCUUGCAGGAAAGCAGUUUUUCUUGUUCUGUUCAAAUUUCUGAAUUGUUAAU
Molecule: messenger RNA, 926 nt
Organism: Culex quinquefasciatus (southern house mosquito)
Lineage: Eukaryota; Metazoa; Arthropoda; Insecta; Diptera; Culicidae
Exons: 2
Coding region: 239-541 (100 amino acids)
Source: RefSeq, a predicted model, not a curated record